Molecule: messenger RNA, 594 nt
Organism: Closterium sp. Naga37s-1
Lineage: Eukaryota; Viridiplantae; Streptophyta; Zygnematophyceae; Desmidiales; Closteriaceae
Source: the annotation of a GenBank genome assembly
AUGCUCACCGGCAGCGUCGUCGUAUUCGACCAUCACGGAUCGUUCCGCGACUACGCCGCUCGGCUGGACGUCACCAUCAAGGAUCCGCGCGGCAUCGAGGUGUACACGGCGCGCGGGCGCAGCGAGGCGCAGUUCGACCUGCGCGUGGAGCGCGCGGGGCAGUUCGAGCUGUGCCUGAAGAACCACGGGCACGCGCCCGAGUUCGUCGACGUGGUCGCGGAGUUCGAGGACGCCGCCACGUGGAAGCCGCGCAGCGCCGCCGUCACGGGCACGCCGCCGGGCACCAGCGGCGCGCCAAACAAGGACGAGCUCGCCACUGAUGGGCACAUGGAGGCGCUGUUUGAUCAGAUGUACGAGAUUAAGCACGGGCUGCACCGCAUGAUCGUCGACCAGCGCUUCUUCCGCUCGCAGCUGCACCGCCAGCGAGACACGAUCAUGAACACGCACACGCGAGUGCUGCAGUUUGCAGCGGUGGAGGCGGUGGUGCUGAUCCUGGCGUCCGCCCUGCAGGUGCUCUUCCUGCGUCGCAUGUUCGACAACAGCGCCAAGCGCGGCUCCGGCCUCACCGGCCUCGUCAACCGCCGCAAGAUGUAG